This is a messenger RNA of Chlorella variabilis, 1857 nucleotides long. RefSeq lists its product as hypothetical. Lineage: Eukaryota; Viridiplantae; Chlorophyta; Trebouxiophyceae; Chlorellales; Chlorellaceae. The record is from RefSeq and is a predicted model, not a curated record. The coding region runs from base 1 to 1857 and encodes 618 amino acids. The transcript is spliced from 6 exons.
AUGGCUGACCCGCAGCCCAGCCAUCUGCAGCUGGAGCGCCGCAGGACAAACCUGCACUUCUCGUCCUGGCGUCUGAGCAGCAGCAUCCUGCAGUCGCAGGGCACCGUGCCGCUUCCGGCGCCUGCGGCCCCCGCGCAAGCCUCCAACACGGACUAUGUGGUGGCCCGCCACGCCGCGCUGCUCAACGGCCUGACGCAGCAGCCGUGCGGGUGCUACGCGUUCCUGGAGGAGCAGGAGGGCCAGGGGGCGGCGCAGCCACAGCUGGGCCUGUAUCAGAUAGAUGUGGGCGAGGCCGGCAAGCCGCCGCAGGUGCACAGAGUCUGCGGCGCGGCACAAGUGCAGCAGGAGGCGCCGGCGGGAGGUCUGACGGGCGGCGGCCUGCCGCCUUCGGUGGUGGAGGUCCAAUCCGCGGCGCCAGCGCCCGAUGCACCCACCAGCAGCAUCUCUGCCAGCAGCCUGCUGCUUGUGUCCGGCGGCCACGGCGAUGUGUCCCUGGUAGUGCGGCCAGCGGCCACCCAGCAGCAGCCCGUCACAGCUGGCACCGCGGCCGCCACCGCCACGGCGCCACCCGUGUUCCCGUUGCGGCUGGCGCCACCGCUGCAGGGCGUGAGGCCGGUGCACCUGGCCGCCGCUUUCCAGCUGCCACAGGGAAUGGGCAGCGAUGUCAUCGGCGUGUGCUGCAUCCUGUGGGCGGCGCGGCCCCGCAGCGAGCGCCAGCCCUCGCGCUGCGAGGUGUAUGCUGUGCAGCUGGUGGCGGAGCUUCCGCCCGCGCCGGCGCUGCCGCCCGCGCUGCACGUGCGAGCAGUGCAACUGCUCAAGGUUUCCGACCUGCCGCCCCACGGUGUGCUGGCCCACCCAGCUGCCGGCAGCGUGCUGCUUGCGCUGCAGCCGUCUGCAGCCAGCGUAGAAGAGGAGGCGGCUGCGCAGCGGGCGGCGGCGGCGGCGGCCGCCGCAAGCCAUGGGGCCAACGGCAUGGAGGCUGAUGGGGGCGGGGGGGAUGUCAGCCCCCGCACGCUGCAGGCAGCGGUGGCCCGCCUGGCGGCUUACACCUCUGAUGAGCCUGUGGGCGCGCUGCCGCAGCAGCAGUACGCCGACCUGUACCGCGAGGCUGGCGCCGACGGCGUGGGCGCUAUGGGCUCCGAGCCCACCUGCUGCCUCUACACAUUUGUGCUUGCUGCCGACACAGGCGCAUCUGCAGGAGGGGCGGCUGGCCAGGCUGAUGCAGUGGCGGCCGGGCAGGGGCAGCAGGGUGAGGGGCAGCCGCUGCUCCGCCUGGUGCACACGCUGUCCUGCCAGCCGCACAAGCUGCUGACGUGCCACCUGGAGCAGCCUGCGGUGGGGGCCCAGGAGCCGCCCACGCCAGACACACACCUGCCGCACGGCGGCGGCGACGGCGGCGGGGAGCAGCGCCGCCAGCAGCCCGCCGGCAGCGGGCCCCGCCUGCUGCUGGGUCUCACCGACGAUGUGGACUGUGCGGUGGUGGCGGUCAGCUGCCUGGGCGGCGACGGCGACGGCGGCGGCGGCGGCGAGGGCGAGGCGGGAGGCUUUGCUGUGGAGCAUGUGUCCUCGGUGCCAGCCAUGGCGUAUGUGGCAGCAGGCAAGGUGCAGCGCAAGUUCCUGCUGCUGGUGCCGCCGGGCGGCGACGUGGCGUGCGCGCUGGUGGAGGCCUCGCAGUACGCCUACCUGUACCGCAGCGUGGCGCCCCGCCAGGAGUAUGGCGAGCACCAGGUCGUUGACAUGGAGCUGCCCGACAGCGGGCGGCGCGGCCUGCUGGGCGCGGUGCUGGCGGGCAGCCGCGCGGGCGCCUGCCGCCUCCUGCUUCUCGCCCGGGCCGGGCUGCGCGUCGUCGACAUGUGA